Messenger RNA from Macrosiphum euphorbiae (potato aphid), 1344 nucleotides. The record is from the annotation of a GenBank genome assembly. NCBI's taxonomy places the organism in Eukaryota, Metazoa, Arthropoda, Insecta, Hemiptera, Aphididae.
AUGGUUAAUUGUUUUGUGCCAAAAUGUAAUCACUAUAGUGAAAGAGAAACCUGCAGGUUUUUUAGAUUCCCUAAAGAUCAAAAUGUAAAAAAAAAGUGGUUGGAUAAUAUAAGGAGAGCUGAUAAGGGUCCUAGCAAUAAUUCCCGUGUUUGCAGCUGUCAUUUUAUUGAUGGUAACAAUGCCAAAGGACCUUCAAUUUUCAGCUGGAAUAAGGAAAAAAUAUUUAAAUUUGAAUCCCCGGAAAAAAGAAAAAGACGUCGUACUCAUGAUGUAGUAUUGGAUAAUUUGGAUAUUAAUAUUAAUGUACCUGAACAAACACAAAUUGAUCUUGAUGACAUGAAUGAAGAAAUAACAUCAAAUAUUAAUACAAAUGUUUCUAGUACCAGAUCAAAUCUAAAUUUGGAUAACUCAAAUGUUUCAAAAGUCCAAAAUGACUCAGAAAAUUAUCUUUUGAAGAUGGAGAUUGAGAAGUUAACUAAUGAGAUAAAAUUAUUAAAAUCACAGCCUUUUUCAUUUUGUGUCAUAGGAAAUACAGACAGUUUAAUAACUUACUACACAGGAAUGCCAAAUAAAUCAGUCAUUGACUUGUUGUUUGGUAUUUUUAAAAGCUUACAAAUAAAUUAUUUUUUGGGAUGGAAUGUAGAAAGAAUAAAUAGAAAUGAUCAAAUCUUAAUGACACUUAUGAAACUUCGUCUUAAUAUUGAUUUCAUAGAUUUAGGUGUUAGAUUUGGAUGUAGCCGUAAAACUGUCACAAAUAUAGUGUUAACUUGGAUUCAUAUAUUCCACACUAUCCUAUUUAAAACAUUCAUGGAUAAUGUACCCAGUCAACAAAAAAAUAAGGCAUGCCUGCCUACUGUUUUUAAUAAUUUUUUGAACUGUCGAAUGGUACUGGAUUGUACCGAAAUAUUUACAGCAAUACCUGGCAAAAUGGAUUUACAAAAACUCACUUAUAGUAAUUACAAGCACAGGAAUACUUUAAAAGGCCUGGUCGGAGUAGCACCUAAUGGUGUAUUAACAUUCUGUUCUUCUCUUUAUCCUGGAUCAACUUCAGAUAAAGAAAUAGUCAAACAUAGUGGAGUCUUAGAUGUUUUUCACAGUGGAGAUCUCAUAUUGGCAGAUAAGGGAUUUCUUAAUAGUGAUAUAUUACCAGAUGGAGUUUCAGUAAACAUUCCACCAUUUUUAGGAGCUCCCCAGUUUACUCCAAAUCAAGUAACUAAAACAUUAACUAUUGCCAGAGCAAGGGUUCAUGUGGAACGUGCCAUCAAUCGUAUUAAAGGAUUCUGUAUUUUAGAAUUUAUCCCUCCAAAAUUAUUGCCAUAUGCAUCAAAAAUAUUUCAGGAUUAA